AGGUGGGCGGAGACUGUUUCUUUCUCUCUUCCCCUCCCAGUCCCUUCCUCGGAAGUAGACGUAUCUGUCUAUAUUCCCCUUUUAUUUUUAUAUUUUUGCAACAACCCCUUUUCCCCAACAACCAGCCCAAUGGACGCCAAGAUGGACGACUAAACCGAAGAACGGGUCCCCGAUUUCAGCCCGUUAUUUAUCCUCGGAACUGAGUGGACCGGAUGAAAUCCAACUGUGGUUUUCUCCGCUUCGCAGGGGAGGUAGCUGUAUCCAGUGGGGAGGUAGGCUCAACCAGGGGAGGGAAGAAUGAAGUUCACCGAACCCUGGGAACGCCAGAGGCUGUCUUUUCUUCUGGAAAAGGCCGCCUCUAGGGAAGCCAAGAUGUGGAAGGUCUACGUGCCAAAGAAGCCCUCCUCACAGGAUACAGACAUCUCCCCCGCCCAGCGGGACGAGGCCGUGCGCUGGCUGACGGAGCUCCACAGCAAACUGAAGCUGUACCCAGAGACCCUGGUGUUAGCGGUUAGCAUCCUGGACCGUUUCCUCGCUCCCAUCAAGGCCCGUCCAAAGUACCUGCGCUGCAUCGCCAUCGCCUGCUUCUUCCUGGCUGCCAAGACCUGUGAGGAGGACGAGUGUGUGCCCUCUCUGAGGGAGCUGGCUGCCUCCAGCAGCUGUGGCUGUUCUCCAUCAGAGAUCCUGAGGAUGGAGAGGAUCAUCCUGGACAAACUGAACUGGGAUCUGCACACCGCCACGCCGCUGGACUUCCUGCAUAUCUUCCAUGCAAUGGUGUUGUCGUGUCGUUCUGGGUAUUUGGACUCCAUGUUGGGACUGAACCGUUCUCAGCACCUCGCCCUGCUCACACAGCGACUAUACCACUGUCUGGCUGACCACACACUCAUACAGCUCAGAGGAUCCAUGCUGGCCUUGGCCCUCAUCACCCUAGAGCUGGAGACCUGUUGUCCUGACUGGCUGGCUCUCACCAUAGACCUGCUAAAAAAGGCACAGAUCGACAGCUCUGAGUUGAUUCGGAGUCGAGAGCUCGUGGCUCGUAGUCUGUCCACACUGAGAGCUUCCCUGCCUCCAAACACUGUCUACAUCUACCAACCCCUGCAGAGCCAAACCACCCUGCAGCCUCCGGUCCAGGACCCCUCACUCCCCUGCUGCACACUGGGGACCAUCACCUCCACCACUGAGUCUGCCAGGGACCACGCCCACAUCACUGCCCCCCCUGCCCAGCCACAGACACCUGCUGGUGGGGAAGAGGGGAGCCAGCAGUCCUGGCAGCCCUCCUCCACGAACAGCAGUAUCCCAGCUCUACUCUCUCCACCCAAACACCCCCGCCAUCUUAACCACCUGCAGAGGGUCACGCUGCGCAGCAAGGCCUCCGCCAAGCGCAAGGUGGAGGAGAUGGAGGUGGACGACUUCUAUGACGGUAUCAAGCGCCUCUACAACGAAGACGUCACCACCACCACCACCACCGCCGUCCAGGAGGGGGCAACACCUGUGAUGGGGGCGAUAACAACAAGUGGAGGAGGUGGAGGAGGAGGAGGAGGAGGUCUGGGUGUCUGCAGUGUCCUGUUGUCCCGACAGGAAGGCAGCUCCUCCCCCUGCCCGCCUCUGCAGCCAGUCAGUGCCUCCUAGAGACCAAACCUGUUCACCAAAACCACCUUAAACACCGACAUCAUCUUCAUAUUUCACUUUCAGAUUAAAACCUCCUCCUCAAACUUAAAACCGAUCACCACCGUUUGAUCGGAUAGUGACGUUCAGGCUGUUGUUUUUGCAACGUCAGUGGGCAACUCCCUCAGCAACACAGUCAAGAGAAACGUUUUAUUCAAUGUUUCCAUUUGCAUUAAAAAAAAGCAAUAUUGAGGCAGCUCCUCUGGAAACGUCACACAUUACGGUUGCCAGGGCAAAACGUCUUUUACGUCACUGCUUUUAAUGAAACGUACAGCAAAAGAGGAGGAUAUUGAUGUGACACGCAUGAUGUCAGUGUGGUAAGACGGUUUUGGUUUUCGGUGCAAACGACCCCAGUGCCCCCCGAUCUGUUCAGCUGCCCUGCGGUCAGUUCCCAUCAUCCCCUGCAGCUGGAAAACAGAGCCCAAAAAAAUUUAAACAUUCAAAAAAUAAAAAACCUGCUGCUGCUACUAUCUUAUUAAUUAUAUAUUUGUUGAACACAAAUACAAAAGGUUUAAAAAAAACUAUAAAUAUAAAAAGUUUCCUUCAAAAAAACCUAGAAUUGACUUCUCUCCCCCCAGUGUCUCGCUCUCUGUCCUGUUAUGGAAUAUUCUUGGAAAUGUCAUAGUUUGUCAACUUAUAUUUGUUGUUCACAUCUUAAAUUCUUUACUUUGAUUUCGUAUAUUUAUGUUUUUAUUCUGUCCACUUUUUCAUCCCUGCAUGUUUUCAUCUCUAUUUAUAACUUAUUCCUAAAGAGUCUAAAUCAAAUGUAUGAAUGUUUCUGUAUAGAUGAUUAACUGUUACUCGCCCAGAUAAAAAAAAAAAGGUAGUUUUUUUUUUUUUUUUUUAGUGAAGUGCAAUUUGAUUGUUAAUAAGAUGCUAAUAUAAACAUCCCUCCUAUUAAUCCCUAUGUUUCUCUUUUCGCUCUCAGCUUGUUGUGACGGCUUGACUGAAUGAAAGUUUCUCAGGUUGCUUUAUUCACCCACAAACGAAAAAAAAAGAGUUUGAAGUUGCUGCUUAAAUCUGGUUUCCUCGUGCAGGCGUCUUGGCUGCCAAAUGAUAAUUUUACUGUUUGUUUUGGAGCCCAAGAGCAGCUGUGGUUUUUGUUUUUGUUUUUUUUUUUACAACAAAUCACCUGACCUUUACAUCACAGCUAACCAUGCUGAUUGUGGUUUUAAUUAUUUUUCCUGCUGUUACAGGCAGCCAUUGGUUUCCAUUCAUUUCUAAAUAGUAUGAACGUAAAGUUGCAGUCUUGAAACCUUCUUGAGCUGUGGAAUCAUCAAGUGCAACAAUAACAUAACUUUGACUAAAAUGUCUGUAGACCUGAUGUUCACUGUGAUGAUUACAAACCUCACGCAAGUUUCAAAGAGUGUGACCGUACAAAUGCCAAAUGGAAACCAAUGGAUACCUGACACUGAAAAAAUAACCAAAACCUGUACAGUCAGCAUUUGAAAAUGGUCAACAGAAAAGUAAAGUAUACACAGUCUGUAGCUAAAACUCUCGGGAUAACAGGCUUCUGUAGUUCAUCUCUUUGGGUUAAACUUGAGAUUAUUCUUUCAGGGUAAAAAAAAAGAGAUAACGGACAAAUUAGUAACCACAGCCGCUCUUGAUGGGUGGUCUUAACCACAGUCUGUUGCCAUAAACCCCACCCAUCUGGCACUCCUGAGUUUCAAACAAAUGCUGCCUAAAACUCUGAAGGGCUUACAGUACUUGUUGUCUAAUCAGGGUCCCGUCCUUUAAACCUGGUUUAACUAAUCCAAACUAACAUGAUGUUAUCCUGCUGAUUAUGAUCCAAUUUACUAGAUUAUUUGAAUGCAGACACACCAAGACUUGUUUUUUUUUUAAUAACCUCAAGAAGUCUUGACCCAGCUAACUGAAUAAAGACUUGUUGCUAUGACAACCCUGGUAAAAAUCAGACUGCAUGUGGUUUCUGUGUUGAAGCAGCCAGAAGGAAAUUAAAGAAAGAAUUAAAAAGCAUUUUAAUAGUAAGCUAAGAGACAGAAAUGUGCUUUUGGAGUUGGAAAAUGAGACUAGUGACAAUCUUCCCAACGCGCUCUGUUUUUAUCUCUGGAAGAUCUGUUUAAUCUAUUAUUCUUAGAAAAAGCUCUGUUGUUCCUGCUGUGGGAGCUGCUGGUGGCUGCUCCAGGUCCCUGAACGCACCGCGGCACCAAUAAAUAAAGAGAAAAGAAUAUGAAAACUGACAAA
Molecule: messenger RNA, 3867 nt
Organism: Thunnus maccoyii (southern bluefin tuna)
Lineage: Eukaryota; Metazoa; Chordata; Actinopteri; Scombriformes; Scombridae
Gene: ccni
Product: cyclin I
Exons: 10
Coding region: 298-1629 (443 amino acids)
Biological process (GO): mitotic cell cycle phase transition; regulation of cyclin-dependent protein serine/threonine kinase activity
Cellular component (GO): nucleus; cyclin-dependent protein kinase holoenzyme complex; cytoplasm
Molecular function (GO): cyclin-dependent protein serine/threonine kinase regulator activity
Source: RefSeq, a predicted model, not a curated record